Molecule: messenger RNA, 1556 nt
Organism: Pangasianodon hypophthalmus (striped catfish)
Lineage: Eukaryota; Metazoa; Chordata; Actinopteri; Siluriformes; Pangasiidae
Gene: cdo1
Product: cysteine dioxygenase, type I
Exons: 5
Coding region: 40-645 (201 amino acids)
Biological process (GO): L-cysteine catabolic process
Molecular function (GO): ferrous iron binding; cysteine dioxygenase activity
Source: RefSeq, a predicted model, not a curated record
UCAGGACCACUAGCAUCUCAGGAGACAGACGCAGGGAAGAUGGAGCACACUGAAAUGGUAAAGCCAGAAACCCUGGAUGAUCUGAUUCAAAUUCUCCACCAAAUUUUCGAAAGUGACAGUGUCAAUAUUGAGGAGGUGCAGAGUAUUAUGGAGGCAUACGAAAGUAAACCGCAGGAAUGGAAGAAAUUUGCAAAAUUUGACCAAUACAGGUAUACCAGGAAUCUCAUCGAUGAGGGCAACGGCAAAUUUAAUCUUAUGAUUCUGUGUUGGGGUGAAGGGCAUGGCAGUAGUAUCCAUGACCAUGCAGACUCACACUGCUUCAUGAAGCUUCUGCAAGGCCAGCUGAAAGAGACUCUCUUCAAAUGGCCUGAUGGUAAAAUGCAUGGUGACAUGGUCCAAAAAUCUCAGCGCGUCUUGCAGGAAAACCAGUGUGCUUAUAUUAAUGAUUCCAUCGGCCUGCACCGGGUAGAAAAUGUCAGUCACACAGAAUGUGCAGCCAGUUUGCACUUGUACAGCCCUCCUUUCCAGUAUUGCCGGACAUUUGACCAGCGAACGGGACACAAGAACACAGUCAAAAUGACAUUCUGGAGUAAAUAUGGCGAGAGGACACCAAUUGAAACUACAGUCUCACAAGAAAAUAACUGAGAAUGGGAAAGACAAAACUUUACAUUCACAAAUUCAGGCAUGAUUAAAAUAGUAAAGUAAAAUUGCGAAGGACGUUUGGAAUAGGGACUGAGUAAUUCAAGAGGUUUUGUCAUGACCCAGUGUAAGCUUGGCAAAUGCUGCUGAACACAUUCUAAGGGGCCUGAAUAGCAGAAUGUGGCUGGACUGCCUCAGCAAUCUGUUCUUUGUUCACUAGGUUAGAGAAAAGUCCUUCCUAACAGCAUUCCUAAGCGCCUGUGGCCUGUAUAAUCAUACUUUUGUACUGUUACUGGGCCUUAAAUUGUUUUGCCUAAAAAUUUAAUUUAUGAGAAGAAGAUAUUUUAAUUUUUUUGCAUUGUGGUGACAAAAAAAAAGUAAUUACCUAAAAGGCCAUUCAUAAAUUUAAUACCUUUAUGUAAAAUGGAGCACUUUCUUUUAUUGAUGUGUUAAUUUCGAUGUAAACUGGCAUGGUUUAUGACCUCCACAUUGUAACAUAACACCAUAUGUAGUCUAAAGACUUAUUUUUUUAUACAUUUCAUUGUCAUCAAGUUCCGUAUGUAAUUUACUGUUAGGAGGAGCAAAAAGGGUAGUAAUUGUGCUUCUUAUUAAAAUAGAAGAUAUCUUAUUUAAAAUUGAAAUUAAGUCUUACAUAACAAUGAUUUUUAGGUAAAAGUAGAGUAAGAAUUUAGUUGUACAUUGACUGAUACUUGUUUUUCAAGUUAUAACUAUAGAGGUAUUUAUAGGUUUGAAUGGUUUGAACAGCAUGUUCUAGCAACACUGCUUAUUCCACCAGCCAAACAUUAGGAUGAUGAAGCUUCGUUCUAACUGUACAACAUUAAAUAAUAUUUCUGUAAAAUGUUCCCAAUCAUUUUUGUCUGUCCUAUGUAAUAAAUUCUUUGGUGCUAAUUGCCUGA